AUGAACUACGGUUACCCAGCAGACAUCCAAUAAUACUACUACAACUCUUCACCGAUGAUCUAGUAGCAAAUGCUAAAAGACGAUCCAUAAUUAUUACAAAAAUUCUAAUUGAUGAAUCAAUAUGCUUAGAGGAGACAUCAUGAAGAAGAGAAAAAACAUCAUUCAGGCAUUUAAAUGAAACAAAGAUCAGGAGCAAGUACUAAUGGGCGUCCAAAGAAUUCAUAAUAUAGUGUUGAAAAGUCACAAAAACCAAAGAAAAAUUCAGGAAAUUCUUAUAAUGCCGUUGGAAGACCAGGAAAAAGUACAAAUUAUUGA
This is a messenger RNA of Stylonychia lemnae, 315 nucleotides long. NCBI's taxonomy places the organism in Eukaryota, Ciliophora, Spirotrichea, Sporadotrichida, Oxytrichidae. The record is from the annotation of a GenBank genome assembly.